Enterobius vermicularis (human pinworm) is the source of this 564-nucleotide messenger RNA. Lineage: Eukaryota; Metazoa; Nematoda; Chromadorea; Rhabditida; Oxyuridae. The record is from the annotation of a GenBank genome assembly.
AUGAAAGAAAAGCAAUGUUUUCAGACUACACUGACGGAGCACAUACAAAUUACGUUUCGGUUACAGUUUAGUUACUUGAGACAAACAUUGAACACAAAUGAACGCACCGCAAAACAAGGGGUUACGAGAAUCCCGAACGAGCAUAUCACAUCCACUACCAGUAACGUAUCAAGCACCAAAACACAUCUGGGACCCACUCGACGGAAACUACCAGAUCAGUUGCAGGGAAGCGCGGACGCUCCCCCAAACGCAAAAAUUAUGCUGUUGGCAAAAUCCCAACUCGGGAUUGCCACACGGGUCAGCCGAACCGAAAGUGCAAUGGUUAAGCCUCACCAUGGAGACGGGUUUGGCACGCACGCACACACUGACACUCACACUGCCAGACAACGUGUGCAAUACGGCGAUUGUUGCAGCGGCGGUGGUGGUGGUGGUGGAGGAGGGAAGGCCCGUAGUGUUCGACGAUUGACUGUUGGCCGCGUUGCUAAAAGCGAUUAUGGUUCAAAAUUCGUUGAGAAAUGUUAUCAUUUGACGUCCUGUAAUAAAGAUAACGCUCUUGUUUCGUAA